AUCUUCACCAAUUUAUUUAUUUUAUUUUUGUUAUUAUCAUGUGUAAUAUUAUAUAUGUAUACUUGAUCUUUAUAUGCUUACCCUUUGAAAACAAAACCUUAACACUCAAAGUUUAACAAACAAAUUUAUUCAUCAUUCAUUUUUUGUUACUCUAAUCAACAAUCCUUAACUUCCUCAACGUGCUUCUGUUAUGCUUUGUGUGUGAUGAUGAUAACAUAGAUUGAUAGAUAGAGACAAAUAUACUUUAUAAUAUUUCCAGAUGGUGUCCUAUGAAGAGAAUGAUAAUGAGAUUUUAAUGGAGCGUGCAUCUUAUGGAGGCCUUGAUUCGAGUUCUCUGAUAGGUCUUGAGUACCAGGAGAAAAUUUCUUCCGUGAUUAAGAAAUCAGAGUGGUUUUCACUUCAAAUGAAUCAUGCUGAUUCAGAAGCUGUGCAUGAUAAAUCACUUUCAUUUGCAAUUGGUUUGCCCAUACCUGUCACAUGGAUACGCAACGAAAUGGAGGAUAGUAGACAUGAAAAGUUGGGAUAUCACGGAGAUAUCGAUUCAAGUCAAUUGGCUCCUGACAUAUCGAGUAGCUCUUGGAGUGAUGCUGAUACAAAAAGUUUUCUACUUGGUUUGUUUAUUUUCGGAAAGAACUUUAUUCAGAUCAAAAGAUUUUUAGACAACAAAGGGAUGGGGGAAAUACUUUCGUUAUACUACGGAAAGUUUUACAAAACUGAUGGAUAUCGUAGAUGGUCGGAGUGCAGGAAGAAAAAAGGGAGAAAAUGUAUGAUUGGACGAAAGCUUUUUACUGGUCCGAGGCAACAUGAACUGUUGUCUCGCUUGAUUCCUCAUGUCUCUGAAGAAUCUCAAGAUACUUUGUUACAGGUUUCUAAGUCAUAUGUGGAGGGCACAACUUCUCUAGAAAAAUACAUAUCUUCAUUGAAGUCUAUUGUCGGACUUGGCGUUCUUGUGGAAGCAGUAGGUAUUUGUAAGGAGGAGGGAGACCGUACCAGGCUUGGUGUGGAACCUGCGAAGAAAAGUCAGGAGUUAAAAGCACCAACUUGCAAAGCUUUGUCUACUCUAGGUCCGAGUGAUAUUAUACAAUCUCUGACUGGAGGAUUUCGGCUGAGCAAAACCAAAAGUAAUGAACUCUUUUGGGAAGCCGUUUGGCCCCGUUUACUGGCAAGAGGUUGGCACUCCGAGCAACCAAAGUAUCGAGGCUAUGUUACCUCCAAAGAUUAUCUGGUUUUUCUUACUCCCGGUGUUGAGAAAUUUUCGAGGAGAAAACUUGUGAAAGGUGAUCAUUACUUUGAUUCAGUUAGCGAUGUCUUGCGCAAAGUAGCAGCUGAACCGAGUAUGCUUGAGCUUGAAGAAGAAGCAGCAGCAGCUAAAGUUGGUAGCUUUAAUGAGGAAGAGCCGGAAAGGGGAUCAAAUGAAGACGAUUUAUCCGAUGAUCAACGUCAAUGUUACCUCAAGCCCCGACCUUUUACUUACAAUAAAGAUCAUAUAAAAUUCAUGGUUAUUGAUACCAGUUUGGUGCAUAGCGGAAGGCCAUCUGAUUUAAGGAAAUUGAAAUCUGUGCCUAUCAAUUCAGUCAGUAAAGUUGAGGUAGAGCCUGCUGGUAAGAAAUAUAAAGGGCAAAAAUAUACGAGGAAAGUAAACCGUAGCAAGGAUACCUCUAAAAGCAUUAUACAGAAUUCGACAGAGUUGAAAGUUAUUGAUACCAAUAGACUUUCGGAAGGAAAACCAUUGAAGCUGAAAGUGAAACAAUUGAAAUAUCCGCCUGUAGAGUUAGAGGAUGCUUCUACGAUGACUACUGAUCUUCCGAGAGAAAGUAAGGAUGGCUGUUCAACCGAUGGUUCACCAAGGACGGUGGAAGCUAAGAUGCUGAUAUUUGGAAAAACAAAAAUCAACAAAACCGGUAGUCACAAAAGUGUAUCUAACAGUUAUGACACCAUUAAAAAUGAAGCAUAUGAAAAUCCUGAUAAUGAUGCAAACCAGAUGUUUGAAAACCAGAAAAAUCAACACACCUAUGCGUUUGAUGAUGAUCGUCUGAAGAGGAUCACAAAGCAUCAAUCCAAUCGGAGAGUAAGAUCAGGUGAUUCUAAUCAUGUAGUUGUUCCUAUUAAAAGGACGAAACUGACUGCUUGUGCCAAGGCAGACAAAACCCGCGUCAUUGAGAAUUCUUCAGGAGGUUUUGGAUCAGAAAAACAUGAAUUUUCUAAGUGUUCUAGCUUUCGCGAUGCCAACCAAAAUGUUUGUGAUCCAGUUAGUCAUCUGCAGAAAGGAAGUUCAACAUCUUCUUCAGCCGACAAAAGUGUGGAAGAGGAGGAUAAUGAAGAAAGCAUUUGCAACAACAAUUGUCAAUGCACAAUUUUUUCGUGUGUUAAAGUUAAGAAAUGUGAAUCUUUCACCGUCAAAAUACCUCAGGUUCCAUCAAAGUCUAAAAAUAGCAAAACGAUGGCAAUCGCAGAGGAAGUAGUUGUGGAGCCUUGGCGAAUCCCUUGUGAGGUUGGUUUUUUUGAACAAGAACCAAAGACUGAUAUAAUUCCUAGGAGACAGAGCUCUAGAAACAGACCAUUGACAGUUAAAGCAUUGGAAAGUAUAGCAAAUGAAUUGUUGCAUGUACAAAGGAGACAAAAAAGGAAAGACAUUGAGACACACAACAAAGAUUGUUUCAAUCCUUGUCGUAAGGCUCGUACAUGAGCCAAAACAAUUCUGUGGCAUCAUUGUUCAGAUCAUGGAACUGCAGUUUUGGUACAAGAAGAAAAACAUUUGAAUGGAGGAGAUGGUAGUAUUAGCUAAAUAUUGCACAAAUGUAGAGUACACAAAAAUGGCGCAAAACAAAACUUGUGCCAUGUGUAACAACUUUUUUAAGAUAGAUUAUAGAUAUAGAAAUGUUAUUAGAUGGAUAUGGAUCCUUCAUUAAUUUUUUUGUUGAGUAGCGAUGUUAAAUUCAUCGAUUAUCUUGAUUUGUCAGCAUGAAACAUGUCAGUCAGAUUAUGCUCUAAGACAAUCACCACGCGGAGCAGGCUAGACAGCAUCGUUGUUUAAUUCACACCGGUCAUCGACUCAACUAUGAUGCAAGAUCAGUGGAUCAUUGUUGAGUCACAUGAACUAACUCCUAUGACCAAAUCUAUUUUGAUAGUGACAAACUAGACUUUUACAAGAACAAAUACUCACACUGGAAUUCAACAUUUUGUAUAUCCAUAAGCGAUAUGA
This is a messenger RNA of Trifolium pratense (red clover), 3202 nucleotides long. RefSeq lists its product as uncharacterized. Lineage: Eukaryota; Viridiplantae; Streptophyta; Magnoliopsida; Fabales; Fabaceae. The transcript is spliced from 3 exons. Gene Ontology annotation, cellular component: nucleus. Gene Ontology annotation, molecular function: transcription corepressor activity. The record is from RefSeq and is a predicted model, not a curated record. Bases 260 to 2686 code for a protein of 808 amino acids.